Messenger RNA from Schizophyllum commune H4-8, 2774 nucleotides. RefSeq names its product alpha/beta-hydrolase. Bases 439 to 2466 code for a protein of 675 amino acids. The transcript is spliced from 9 exons. The record is from RefSeq and is a predicted model, not a curated record. NCBI's taxonomy places the organism in Eukaryota, Fungi, Basidiomycota, Agaricomycetes, Agaricales, Schizophyllaceae.
AGGUGGGCGCUGGGCGCUCUGCCCAGCAUUGGGCCUGAUCGUCGUCCCCGGCUGCGCAAGCGGUGCUGAUUAGCGCCCACAGCGGGAUCGUAGCUCCCCGCCGGGAUCUCGAGGGAACCUGUGGGACUUUCUCACCUCUAUGCGCGAUGCGGCACCGCUUCCCUUUUCCUAGACGGACAUUCAUCGUCGGCCGCUCGCCACGUUGUCUGUCCUGUAACACAGCGCCCUUACACGCAAUGCAAAUAAUCAGUCAUCCACGGAUGGCAUCCUUUGGUUCUUCAGAAUAAGCGCCUAUUGUUACGAAAAGGACGGGGCUGUCGUGCAGGGAGUCAGGGGUUUGUUUUACCGCACAUUCCGCAACGCAUAUAAAGGCAAGCGAAACCGUCCUGCACGUCCCACCCCCUCCCCUCCCCUUUCCCUCUCUUCGCCUACGCUCUCAUGGCGAAGACACUCCUCUCCGCAUCGCUGGCCGCCGCUUUCAUUGGCCUAGCCGGUGCCGCCAAGGUCAACUCGACCAUCGAGUGGACUUCGUGCUCCGAUUGGAAUAAGGCUUUCGGCAACUACAGCGACUCUUUCCAGUGCGGGUACUUCGACGUGCCGCUCGACUGGGCGGACGAGAGCGUCGGCACGGCGCACAUCGCUGUCGUCAAGUAUCCUGCCGCCGACAAGGAGAAGAAGGGAUCCGUGUUUUUCAACCCAGGUGGACCGGGUGGUUCUGGCGUCGAGUUUCUCAUCAGCGCCGCCGAGUCGACCCUCAUCCCAUUCAUCGGUACCGGCUACGACCUUGUGAGCUGGGACCCACGCGGCACCACCUACUCCACGCCCGGCGUCAUCUCGUGCUUCAAGACCACGAAGGAGUACAACGAGAUCUACAACGGCAGCCUGAUCCAGGACUUCAGCGUCGACCCGACCAAUGCGCUUCUGCACGCGAAGGACGUCGACGCGUUUUACGCCCGCAUGGACGAGACGGACAAGAGGUUCAAGCAGUAUGGUGACCUUUGCGUGAAGAACGUCGGCGACGUGCUCAAGUACGUUGGCACCGUGGCCACUGUGCGCGAUAUGGUCGCCAUCGCGGACUACUUGGAGCCAGACAGCAAGGAGAUCAACUAUUACGGCGCGUCCUAUGGCACGAUCAUUGGUGCCACCUUCGUCAACAUGUUCCCUGAUCGCGUCGGCCGUGUCGUUAUAGACGGUGUCGUGGACCCCCAGUUGUACGCUGGUGCUCCCGGAUACGAGACCAUGACCGCCUCUGUCGAGUCUCGCGAUGCCGCCCUUGCAGGCUUCGCCAAAGAGUGCGCGAAGGCUGGCAAGCGCUGCGACAUGUGGCUCAGGGAGACCGAUACGGGUGACGACAUCCUCGACCGCAUCUACAAGAUGCUGAAGGUCCUGUACAAGUACGACCAGGCUGGCGACCCGCUCGGAGGUAUCACUCCCAGCAGCAUCACGCGCUACAUUCUGCAGGCCUUGUACAAGCCGACGACUUGGUCGGACCUGGCGAGCCAGCUGCGGGCUGUCUACGACGUUACGCAAGGCAACGGGGAUGCCAGCGCUGCCCGCCGCUUCGUGAAGCGCGCCGACGACGACAGCGACGACGAGCAACUGCCCGCGGACACGGGCGACAACUUGCAGGCCAUCAGCUGUGGCGACUCAAUCGACGCGGGCAACGCGACCAUCCAGAACACGUUCGACGAGAUCUUGUUCGUGACGCGCAAUGUCUCGCCCCUCUUUGGGCCGUCGUUCUCAUCGCAAGGCACUAACUGCUACGCCUGGCCUGUACGCGCGGUUGAGCGGUACUCUGGCCCGUGGAACAACAAGCUCAGCAACCCGAUUUUGGUCAUCGGCAACCAGGCCGAUCCGGUUACGCCUUUCAAGAACGCUAAGCAGAUCGCCGACCAGCUCGGUGACAGUGCUGUCCUCAUCGAGCAGAGCGGCUACGGGCACGCAUCCAUCGCUGAGUUCUCCGAGUGCACGACUGCGAUCCUGCAGGACUACUACGACUCUGGAAAGACCCCGGGCAACGACUCGACGUACUGCUUCGUCGAGGAGGACAACAAGAUCCUCUUCCCCGCCUCGGGCGGCUCCUCAAACUCGUCCAGCGGUGACUCCAGCGACCCCAUCGCAGACAGCAGCGUCGACGCCAACGACACCGACGAGGACUUUGACAACAGCCUCUUGAGCGCCGUCAGCGACUCCGACUCUGACGAAGAGGACGUCGACGAUCUGAAGAAGGCGAAGCAGACGCUCAUGAUCACGACGAUCGUCUUCGGCGCACUGUCCGCGUUCCUCGGCAGCGCGCUCUGCUGGUCCAUCAUCCGCAACUACCGCGAGCGACGCAAGUACUCGCGCGUUCAGGCGACGGACGCCAUGGAGCCCGCAUGGGCCGCGCACCAGCCCGCCUUCGUCGACCCAUACGACUCGUCCGUCAACCAGCCCAUGCAUACGGAGAAGGCAACGCGCGAGUUAUAAACCCAAUCCUUAACCAUGGUUUACAAGAUCCUCCUCGCGCUUGUAGUGACCAUCCUGGUCUUUCCCGUCCUGUUCCUGUCCAUCCUACUGCUAUCGCUUUGUGUUAUUUAUGCUCUGGACUAACUAUUCCAGACUUGCCUGUCGUUGUAGCCGGACUUUGCACUACUACCAUCUAUCUAUUCUACACGACCCGGCUCUAACUUACUUGCCUGUAUCUCUAGCACCCACGCUCGUUAUGACCAUCAUCGUGCAAUCAGUUCACGAGAUACUCCACUUGACCUUGUAGUGAUCAGAGAACUACAUCUCAG